This is a messenger RNA of Etheostoma cragini (Arkansas darter), 4979 nucleotides long. It is a transcript of the gene prkd3, whose product is annotated as protein kinase D3. The transcript is spliced from 19 exons. Lineage: Eukaryota; Metazoa; Chordata; Actinopteri; Perciformes; Percidae. Gene Ontology annotation, molecular function: protein serine/threonine kinase activity; ATP binding. The coding region runs from base 780 to 3455 and encodes 891 amino acids. The record is from RefSeq and is a predicted model, not a curated record. Gene Ontology annotation, biological process: protein phosphorylation.
UGACUUGAGCUCCAUCGGAGGCGCCAUUGCUUUACAUCGCUGUAGUUCAAGUUUUCCUCCCCACACAUGGAAAGUCAGUUAUGCGGAGAAAAUAAAAAGACUCCAAGCCCCAGCGACGGUCGCUGCUCCUUUUCUCGUCAAGCAGGGGGAGUAGACACCGCUGGAGGGAAUAAAGAUGCGCAUGAAUUUACAAUCUGGAAUAAAAGAUAAGAGAAAAUAAAUGGACGGCUCGGUUAGUCUCAGCUCGCCUACAUGUAAGACUAAUGUCGGAAUUUGUUAUGUAAACUACGACGCGGCGCUCUCGCGUGUGACUUCCAUCAAGUGCAGAAUUUGAAACUUCAGACUCCGCUUUCCUCAGUUGAUGGAGUUACAAAGUUUCUGUAGUAAACUCACAAUGGAAAGACAAGCGCCCUUCGCUGACUGUGAAGGCUUCCUGUGGUCAGAAUGGAUUACUGACCUCAGUGAGGAGAAGGAGCGCCACUUCAGGAUAUGAUGCACUUUGCAGUGAGAAGUCUGCGUAUUGUUCACAGACUUUUUCUUCAUCGCCUACCCAUCAAGUGAAUGAGUGUGUGUUCUGUGAACUCAGGUGAGCGGAUCACCUAUUACCCCUUUUAAUUCAUGAAAAACAAUGUUACUUUAUGAAAUCAUAUAUUGCUGACUUGCUACCAGUGAUGAAGACCAACGAUUUCACCGACCAAGAGUCAACUGUGUUUUUUUCUGUCAGCCCUCACUAAAGCCUCCACUAUUCAGCAUUCCACGUUGCCUUUGGAAGAAACCCAAUGUCUGCCUCCUCUCCCCCAUCCUUACCUCGAGCCUUCCUCCACUCUCUCCAUCCGCACCACCCAUCCUCGCCGUCCGCCCCGUCGCCAAGCCCACCCGGACUGCUGUACGCACGGCUGUCCAACGGCAGUCACAGCGUCCCCAGCCCUACUAACUCCCGCAGCUCUUUCCAUGGGGUGUCCUUCCUGCUGCAGAUUGGACUGACCAGAGAGACGGUGAACCUGGAGGCCAGUGACCUGUCGCUGUCUUCUGUUAAGGACCUGGUGUGCUCCAUAGUGGACCAGAAGUUCCCAGAGUGUGGCUUCUUUGGCAUGUACGACAAGAUCCUACUGUUCCGCCACGACUUAAACGACGAGAACAUCCUGCAGAGGCUAACCUCGGCAGAGGACAUCCAUGAAGGAGACCUCAUUGAGGUGGUGCUAUCUGCUCAAGCCACAGUUGAGGACUUCCAGAUACGACCCCAUGCCCUUUAUGUCCACUCCUACAAGGCCCCCACCUUCUGCGAUUACUGCGGGGAGAUGCUAUGGGGUCUUGUCCGGCAGGGGCUCAAAUGUGAAGGAUGUGGGCUAAACUACCACAAGCGCUGCGCCUUUAAGAUCCCAAAUAACUGUUCUGGUGUCCGGAAAAGGCGAUUGUCCAAUGUCUCACUGCCUGGCCCCUCCCUCACCGUCCCCCGACCGGCACCUACCGAAAAUGCCCCGGUCAUCCUGGACGAGCAGAGGUCCCAUCAGGAGGCAGGAAAGCGGAUCCUGUCCUGGAGUGGCAGGCCUAUCUGGAUGGAGAAGAUGGUGCUGGGGCGGGUUAAGGUUCCACACACCUUCGCCAUUCACACCUACACUCGUCCCACUAUCUGCCAGUACUGCAAGCGUCUGCUCAAGGGUCUCUUUCGCCAGGGCAUGCAGUGUAAAGAUUGCAGAUUUAACUGCCAUAAGCGAUGUGCUUCAAAGGUACCUAGAGACUGUUUGGGGGAGGUGGACUUCAAUGGAGAGCCAGCCAGUCCUGGCCCGGACUCGGACACUACCAUUUAUACUAUGGAGGUGGACAGUGGCGAUAUGGAUGGCGGCAGAGGACUGGACGACCCAGAGGAACCUUCCACUCCAGAUGAGAGGAUGUUUGACAUGGAUUCUCCCUUAUUGGAUCGAGAGAAGGACGAAGAGCCCAUCAAAACAAUUAGCCCUUCCACUAGCAGCAACAUCCCUCUGAUGCGGGUGGUCCAGUCCAUCAAACACACCAAGAGGCGGAGCUCCACUGUGGUGAAGGAGGGCUGGAUGGUUCAUUAUACAAGCAGGGACAACCUGAGGAAGAGACACUACUGGAGGCUGGACAGCAAGAGUCUGAGUCUCUUCCAGAAUGACACCGGAGCCAAGUUCUACAAAGAAAUCCCUUUGUCCGAGAUCCUCCAGGUGGAACAGUCCAAAGACUACAGGACUUUGGCCCAGGGCAGCAACCCACACUGCUUUGAGAUCAUCACAGCCACCAUGGUCUACUAUGUAGGGGAGAACAACUGCAGUCACUACCACAGCCCCUCUCUGGCUGCCUCAGGAGUUGGUAUGGAUGUGGCUCAGGGCUGGGAGAAGGCCAUCAGACAGGCCCUGAUGCCUGUCACCCCUCAGCCCAGUGUGGCCAGUGCUGCUGGCCAGGGCAAAGAUCAUAAAGAGCUGUCCAUCAGCAUAUCUGUGUCCAACUGCCAGAUCCAGGAGAAUGUGGAUAUUGCCUCAGUGUACCAAAUAUUCUCUGAUGAGGUGCUGGGAUCCGGCCAGUUUGGCAUUGUGUAUGGAGGCAAACACAGAAAAAGCGGCAGAGAUGUGGCCAUCAAGGUGAUUGACAAGAUGAGAUUUCCUACUAAGCAGGAGAGCCAGCUAAGGAAUGAGGUGGCCAUAUUACAGAAUCUGCAUCACCCGGGUAUCGUCAACUUGGAGUGUAUGUUUGAGACGCCGGAGCGGGUGUUUGUUGUCAUGGAGAAACUGCACGGCGACAUGCUGGAGAUGAUUCUUUCCAGCGAGAAGAGCAAACUGCCAGAACGAAUCACCAAGUUCUUAGUCACACAGAUCCUGGUGGCCUUAAGACAUCUGCACUUCAAAAACAUUGUUCACUGUGACUUGAAGCCCGAGAAUGUACUACUGGCCUCCGCGGAGCCCUUUCCUCAGGUAAAGCUGUGUGACUUUGGCUUUGCCCGUAUAAUUGGCGAGAAGUCGUUCCGGCGGUCUGUAGUUGGCACUCCGGCCUAUCUAGCUCCAGAGGUGCUGCGUAGUAAAGGCUACAACCGUUCCUUAGACAUGUGGUCAGUGGGAGUUAUUGUGUACGUCAGCUUGAGCGGGACUUUCCCUUUUAAUGAGGACGAGGACAUUAAUGACCAGAUCCAGAAUGCUGCCUUCAUGUACCCCCCUACCCCCUGGAAGGACAUCUCCGCAGAGGCCACAGAUCUGAUCAACAAUCUUCUCCAAGUCAAGAUGAGGAAGAGGUACAGUGUGGAUAAGUGUCUCAGCCAUCCCUGGUUACAGGACUAUCAAACAUGGCUGGACCUCAGGGAGUUUGAGACGCGGCGAGGCGAGCGCUACAUCACCCAUGAAAGCGACGACGCACGCUGGGAAGAGUACGCAGACGAGCACAGUCUCGUUUACCCCAAACACUUUAUCAUGGCUCCCAACCUUGAUGACAUGGAAGAGGACCCCUAGUGGUACAGGGGACUUGCUACACCACAUGUAUUAAAGGCCAAGGAUGCAGGGACUUUUUAAUGAAGCUGUGGGAGCGGCGGAUUUCCCCUCCAGAACUGUUUGUUGUGGAAACAGAUCGGAUAAGCCAAUCAGGUGGAGAAUCACUCUCCAGAGGCUUUCAAAGUGGGGAAAAGACAGCAUUGUAGCAUGAUGCACAACUGCUACAAGCAGUACGCAGGUGGAGCUGCGUGUGGCAGAAACACAUUGAGAAACUGUCAGGAGAGAAGAGUUCUUGUCUUCUGUUUGCACAAUAUCAAAACAUUCCAUGAAUUUACUCAAGUUUGGUUCUUUCAGUCACAAACUAAAACAAGGUGAACUUAAUAGUUUAGUUGUUCUACACACAAUUUUGAAUAACUUUGAGUAAUAAUAUGACUCUGUUCUUUAUCUUUAUGUGAGAGAAGAGAUCGGAGAUUGAGAGCUUACCCAAGGAGUAAAGGGCACUUUUCACAAGGGAUUUACAGUCUGAGAAUUUAAAACGUUGAUUUUUGUUCUCAUUUCCCAACUGUUUGUGAGACUGUCCUUUGGUAUUGAACUGGAACUAUCACAUAUAUGUGUAUGUUAUUUUUUUGUAUGUUAUGUAUUUGUGCUAGAAUUUUGCACUAUUGCAACUGAACAUAGCAAUUGAAUAGAAACACUAUUCGCUGCUACAGAGAGCAUCCGGUCUAGGUAGUUUUACCCAGAGAUAAUCAGCAGAAGGUUGUUGCAACUCACGCAGUAUUGGCUGCUUUGGCACAAUUUAUUUUAAACAAACCUCUUCAGGUAUUUUCAACCAACAUGUCAUUAGAGUAUGAUCUGUUGGCAGCUAAUAGCGUGCAAGUUUGAUGAACUUCCCCCUGGAUACAGUGACCAACCGACCCUGACCAAAUAUGUUCAUUUCAAUGUUUCCGAACCUUUUCUAAAUUUUACAUUAAUUUCUUGACUCACUGAAUUGUCAGUAAAUGCAAUAAUGGAGCCAUUAUUUCUUCGUUUCAACAUGAGGCUAAAACAACAUGAACUCUAUGUAUGUUAAAGCAUCAUGUUUCUGUGUAUCCUUUCCUGCAGUAUUCUGUAAUGUGACUUUUUAAGAACUCCAAUUCUGGAAUAUGUGUUUUUGAUGCUCCUUAGCUAUCUGAAGUUGAAGUUGAAGUCUGAAUUGCAUGGCCAGAGGCGGCCAAGUGAGGUUUUACAUAGAACAACAUAUCUGUGUCAGUUUUCAUUGUUUAUUAUGUUGUCUGAACCGUUUCAAUAGCCCUUUUUGUCUAGACAGUAGACACAGUAGAAACUAGGUAUACUUGCAAUUUGGUUCACAUGGGAGUUUAUUGGACUACAGUUUUGUAGUUUUUUUCUGUUGGUGUAUUUUGGGAGUAUGUUCUUGUUUCCUGUUGUCUUCUUCCUGUCUUUGUUGCCGCUGGAUUGGCAGGUGUCAGUGUUUUGUAUAUUUCUGUACAUACCAAUGGAAUAAUAACUCAACUUCUCAACUGAGAAUGAAAAGUUUUCUUCAAGCUC